AUGAGGCAUAGCCUGACUAAACUGCUGGCGGCCUCGGGCAGCGACUCCCCGACGCGUAGUGAGAGCCCGGCGCCCGUCGCGACCUGCUCGCUGCCCUCGGACCUGACCGGGGCGGCGGAGGACGAGGGGACGGCGGCGGCCGGAUCGCCCGGCCGCAGACAGCCGCGCGGCGACGAGGGCGAGUCGGAGGCCGGGAGGGGGGGCCGCGGCGGCGUGGCCGCGCGCGCGCCCUCGCCUGAGGAGAUGGAGGAGGAGGCGAUGGCCAGCGUCCCCGGGGAGGAGACGGAGGACAUGGACUUUCUGUCCGGCCUGGAACUGGCGGACCUGCUGGACCCCCGGCAGCCGGACUGGCACCUGGAGCCCGGGCUCAGCUCGCCGGGGCCCCUCUCCUCGUCCGGCGGAGGAUCGGACAGCGGUGGCUUGUGGAGAGGCGACGACGACGACGAGGCCGCGGCUGCCGAGAUGCAGCGCUUUUCGGACCUGCUGCAGAGGCUGUUAAACGGCAUCGGAGCUUGCAGCAGCGGCAGUGACAGUGGCGGCGGCGAAAAGAGGAGGAGAAAGUCCCCAGGAGGCGGCGGCGGCGUCGGCGGCAGCGGCGGCGGCAACGACAGCAACCAGGCGGCGACAAAGAGUCCCCGGAAGGCGGCGGCGGCGGCUGCCCGCCUCAACCGGCUGAAGAAGAAGGAAUACGUGAUGGGGCUGGAGAGCCGAGUGCGGGGGCUGGCCGCCGAGAACCAGGAGCUGCGGGCCGAGAACCGGGAGCUGGGCAAGCGCGUGCAGGCUCUGCAGGAGGAGAGUCGCUACCUUCGGGCCGUCUUAGCCAACGAGACCGGACUGGCUCGCCUGCUGAGCCGGCUGAGCGGCGUGGGACUGCGGCUGACCACCUCGCUCUUCAGGGACUCGCCCGCCGGGGACCACGACUACGCUCUGCCCGUGGGGAAGCAGCAGCCGGACCCGCUGGAAGACCAGGACGACUCGGCCGGAGGAGUGUGUCUGCAUGUGGACAAGGAUAAGGUGUCGGUGGAGUUCUGCUCGGCGUGCGCCCGGAAGGCGUCGUCUUCUCUUAAAAUUUUCUUUUUUAGGUGA
Rangifer tarandus platyrhynchus (Svalbard reindeer) is the source of this 1086-nucleotide messenger RNA. The record is from the annotation of a GenBank genome assembly. NCBI's taxonomy places the organism in Eukaryota, Metazoa, Chordata, Mammalia, Artiodactyla, Cervidae.